AUGCGCACUUCACGCAUAUCGCGCGACACGUCGCGCAUCCUCGCCGCAAGCCGAACACUACGUCAGACCCGCUCCGGCGCGAACCCGCCGGUCCACGACCCUUCAGAUUCGGAAUUGAGCUCUGUGCCGACAGACGUAGGCUCAGAUGGCGAAUUCGCAACGCCCCCGCCUAAGAGAAGGAGGACCGUACGCGACACACCGGUCAAAGUCAAGCACGAGACCAAGGAGGCGACUCUGAACAGCAUCACGUCCCCGAAGGAAGCAAAGCCAAAAAAGGCACGUCGUAUACCUGCGAAGAAGAUCAAUGGUGUAGAUGGAAGUGUGAAGAUUGAGCCGCCACCCAAUUGGGAGGAGAUUUAUGCUUUGACACGGGAGAUGCGCAACGAGAACGUCGCGCCAGUGGACACAAUGGGUUGCGAGAGCCUAGCAGACAGACAGCGGAGUCCGCGCGACCAGCGCUUCCAGACCCUCAUAGCGCUCAUGUUGAGUAGCCAGACAAAGGACACGGUUACAGCUGUCGCCAUACGAGGCAUGCAGGAACGGAUGUCGGGCGGUUUCAAUCUCGAGUCUGUCCUCGCAAUCGAACCCGCUGAACUGAACGGCUUCAUCAACAAGGUUGGCUUCCAUAACCUCAAAACUAAGUACAUCAAGCAGACCGCCGAGAUCCUGCGCGACAAGUUCAACUCUGAUAUUCCCGACACAAUAGAAGGUCUGGUCUCACUCCCCGGAGUCGGUCCUAAGAUGGGAUAUCUUACACUGAGUGCUGCAUGGGGCCGCGACGAGGGCAUCGGUGUCGAUGUUCACGUACACCGCAUCACGAAUCUAUGGGGGUGGCACAAGACACAGAAUCCCGAGCAAACAAGAGCAGCGCUGGAAAGCUGGCUCCCAAAAGACAAAUGGCAUGAUAUCAACAAUCUGUUGGUCGGGCAUGGGCAAACGAUAUGUUUACCGGUGGGGAGAAAGUGUGGAGACUGCAAGUUGAGUGAGCGAGGCCUGUGUCCGAGUGCGGUUGUAGGGAUCAAGAAGAAAGUCAAGAAGGAAGCUGUUGUAAAAGCUGAGCCUGGAGAGGUAUUGGUCAAAGAAGAGACGGUCGCUGUCGAGGUUAGUCAGGUGAAGGCUGAGGAUGUGGAUAUCGCUGUUGGGGAUAUAGAGGAUAUUGGACAAGCACCUCACCAGCGCUCCUCACGGAGCAGACCCUGA
Boeremia exigua is the source of this 1200-nucleotide messenger RNA. RefSeq names its product DNA repair protein-like protein Ntg1. NCBI's taxonomy places the organism in Eukaryota, Fungi, Ascomycota, Dothideomycetes, Pleosporales, Didymellaceae. The transcript is spliced from 2 exons. Gene Ontology annotation, biological process: base-excision repair, AP site formation; nucleotide-excision repair; base-excision repair. Gene Ontology annotation, cellular component: nucleus. Bases 1 to 1200 code for a protein of 399 amino acids. Gene Ontology annotation, molecular function: DNA binding; DNA-(apurinic or apyrimidinic site) endonuclease activity; oxidized pyrimidine nucleobase lesion DNA N-glycosylase activity. The record is from RefSeq and is a predicted model, not a curated record.